Aspergillus japonicus CBS 114.51 is the source of this 573-nucleotide messenger RNA. RefSeq lists its product as uncharacterized. The transcript has 2 exons. Bases 1 to 573 code for a protein of 190 amino acids. The record is from RefSeq and is a predicted model, not a curated record. NCBI's taxonomy places the organism in Eukaryota, Fungi, Ascomycota, Eurotiomycetes, Eurotiales, Aspergillaceae.
AUGAGUCGCCUCACGUCCUUUGUCCUUUUGCUAGCGACCAUCUCCAACAUCACCGCCUUUGCGCUUGGAGCAGCCACCUUGGCAGACUACCUCAACCAACGCAGCUACCUCCUGGGUCUCGUCCCCAAAACCGAGGUCCACGACAGCGCUUAUAUCGGGGCUGCUAGUUACAACAUAUGCUCGAGCUUUCUGUCCGCCUUGAUCCUUCUCAUCGUGCUCAUCGUUCAAGUGCUCCGGCGCACCAUUGGCUACAAAUUCCUGAUCGUCGGUGCUAUCAUUCCAAGUCUCAUCGGCUUUGUGAACGCGCUCACCUUGACCAUUAUCACGGCGACGAAGGUGGUGUCGUUCGGGGACAGUGUCGGGCCGCGCGUGACUACCUACUUGGAUGAGGCUGCCGAUAGCGACGGGGUUCCCUUGGAAUAUCGAAAGGAUGCACUGUCCAUCGCGGCUGUUGUGAUUGCAUGGCUUGGGUGGGCCUUUUCUGUGGUUGGAUGCGUGUUGUUACUCAAGACUUGGCAGAGGGAACUCGUGAAGCCGGCUUCGUUAGGAUCUCGGGAUGAGAAAGCUGCUUAG